This is a messenger RNA of Zea mays, 2350 nucleotides long. RefSeq lists its product as uncharacterized. Gene Ontology annotation, molecular function: oxidoreductase activity, acting on the aldehyde or oxo group of donors, NAD or NADP as acceptor. The transcript has 15 exons. The record is from RefSeq and is a predicted model, not a curated record. NCBI's taxonomy places the organism in Eukaryota, Viridiplantae, Streptophyta, Magnoliopsida, Poales, Poaceae. The coding region runs from base 196 to 1977 and encodes 593 amino acids.
AAAUAAAAAACAGUAAAGACUAGUUUUUAAUUAUGACUCGUCGCUCCUCCCCGCCCCGCUCCACACUCCCGGCCGGAAUCUGAACCGAAUGAAGUCUAGUGCAGUGGUGGUGGUGAUGCAAUCUCGCCGUUGCCGUCCGUAGCAACCGCACGCUUCCUCGCUCGCCGCGAACCCUAGAGAGCAGGUGUCGGUGUCAUGGCCUUCUGGUGGCCGCUGCUGGUGCUCGCCGCCGCAUACGCGCUCUGUCGCCUGCUCCUCUUCCUCAUCCCGCCCACCGUCCCAUCCAUCGACGUCGACGCCUCCGACGUGUUGGCCAAGGAGGACAGCUUCAUCUACAUACCGAGAAGGGGUAAAUCAACUCAGACUGACAAGGUCCAAUGCUAUGAACCAGCGACCAUGAAAUACUUGGGGUACUUCCCAGUGGUGACUCCUGAUGAGGUCAAGGAACAUGUUGCACAAUCCAGGAAAGCUCAAAGGAUAUGGGCAAAAAGCAGCUUCAAGCAAAGGCGCCAGUUUCUUCGAAUCCUUCUCAAGUAUAUACUUGAACAUCAGGAUCUCAUAUGCGAGGUAUCAUCUCGGGACACUGGAAAGACUAUGGUUGAUGCUUCAUUAGGAGAGAUAAUGACCACCUGUGAGAAGAUUACCUGGCUUUUGGAUGAGGGCGAGAAGUGGCUGAAACCUGAAUACAGAUCUACUGGGAGAUCAAUGCUGCAUAAGAGAGCAAAAGUUGAGUUUUACCCUCUUGGAGUGAUUGGUGCGAUUGUAUCUUGGAAUUAUCCCUUCCAUAAUGUUUUUAAUCCAGUGCUAGCAGCAGUAUUCUCCGGUAAUGCAGCAGUUAUAAAGGUCUCAGAACAUGCGACUUGGUCGGGCUGCUUUUAUUUUCGUAUUAUACAAGCAGCUCUUUCAGCUGUUGGUGCACCUGAGAAUCUGGUGCACAUAAUAACUGGUUUUGCGGAAACAGGCCAAGCUCUUGUAUCAUCAGUAGACAAAAUAAUAUUUGUGGGAUCACCAGGUGUUGGAAAAAUGAUCAUGAAAAGGGCGUCGGAGACUCUAAUACCUGUAACUCUGGAGCUUGGUGGCAAAGAUUCAUUUAUUGUGUGUGAAGAUGUAGAUUUACCCAGUGUUGUUCAAGUUGCUACUAGAGCUGCUCUGCAAUCUAGUGGGCAGAAUUGCGCUGGUGCUGAAAGAUUUUAUGUUCACGAUGACAUCUAUUCUGCCUUUGUUUCACAGAUAGUGAAGACAGUCAAAUCUAUAAGUGUUGGCCCCCCAUUAUCAGGCAGAUAUGACAUGGGUGCAAUCUGUAUGAUUGAGCACUCUGAGAAACUUCAGAAUCUUGUUAAUGAUGCUCUAGACAAAGGUGCCGAAAUUGCCGUCAGGGGGAGUUUUGGCAAUCUUGGUGAAGAUGCAGUUGAUCAAUUUUUCCCACCAACUGUCCUGGUGAAUGUUGAUCACACAAUGAAAAUUAUGCAAGAAGAGACAUUUGGACCUAUUAUACCAAUCAUGAAAUUCAGUUCUGAUGAAGAGGCUAUCAAACUUGCAAACGACUCAAAAUAUGGUCUUGGCUGUGCUGUUUUUUCUGGCAACCAGAAGCGUGCCAUCAGAAUAGCGUCCCAGUUACACUGUGGGGUAGCAGCAAUCAAUGAUUUUGCUUCAAGUUACAUGUGCCAGUCUUUGCCAUUCGGUGGUGUUAAAGACAGCGGAUUCGGGAGAUUUGCUGGCGUAGAAGGCUUGCGAGCUUGCUGCCUUGUGAAGUCUGUUGUAGAAGAUAGAUUGUGGCCAUAUAUUAGAACAGUGAUCCCGAAGCCUAUCCAGUAUCCCGUCUCAGAGCAUGGAUUUGAGUUCCAGCAGUUGCUUGUGGAGACUCUGUAUGGCUAUAGCGUGUGGGACAGGUUGCGGUCCCUUGUGAAUCUUAUAAAGAUGGUUACCGAGCAGAAUUUUGCCCCGACUUCAAAUGCGACCACGAAGAAAAGGCGAUGAGACGAAUGCCCGGGGGGUUCAUUGAAUCUGUUUAUGGUAAGUCUGAUCUCUGGACGCUGUAAACCUCCCCAAGCUGCUGUGAUCGGCCUUGUUUGCUCUCUGAAACAAUCUCGAGCCUGGGAGCUUGUGUAUUCAAGCGCUUUAGCUUUCAUUUCAGAACCUUCUUUUCUCUCUCUCUCCCUUGCUUAUUAACACCCAAAUGCGUGGGCAAUGGAAAUGAAAUUCCACUGUGGAUGUGCUAGGAACUGUCAAUGUGCUGCCGCUGCUGUGAUUUGUGAACAUCAUCGGUAUUGAGGGUGAAGGUGUGGUGUACCAUGCAUGUGCUGGGAUUAAAUGCCCUCGCGCAUGUAGCAAACAGUACGCUUUCGCGCAA